Jaculus jaculus (lesser Egyptian jerboa) is the source of this 1575-nucleotide messenger RNA. It is a transcript of the gene Srprb, whose product is annotated as SRP receptor subunit beta. The record is from RefSeq and is a predicted model, not a curated record. NCBI's taxonomy places the organism in Eukaryota, Metazoa, Chordata, Mammalia, Rodentia, Dipodidae. Bases 46 to 861 code for a protein of 271 amino acids. Gene Ontology annotation, cellular component: signal recognition particle receptor complex. The transcript has 7 exons. Gene Ontology annotation, biological process: protein targeting to ER.
AGGGCCACGUCGCUUUUGCGGCCGCUGAAACCACGAGCCUCAUCCAUGGCUUCCAUGGACUCCCGGCGAGUGGGGGACGUCAGCGGUGCCGGGGGCAGCUUCCAGCCCUACCUGGACUCCUUGCGACAGGAGCUGCAGCAGAAGGACCCGACGUUCGUGUCCGUGGUGGUGGCGCUCCUCGCGGUGCUGCUGACGCUCGUGUUCUGGAGAUUCGUCUGGAGCAGAAAGAGCAGCCAGAGAGCUGUUCUGUUUGUUGGCCUUUGCGACUCUGGGAAAACACUGCUGUUUGUCAGGUUGCUAACAGGCCAUUACAGAGACACUCAGACUUCCAUAACGGACAGUUCAGCUGUAUACAAAGUCAACAAUAACAGGGGAAACAGCCUGACUUUGAUUGACCUCCCGGGACAUGAGAGCUUGAGGCUUCAGUUCCUAGAUCGCUUUAAGUCUUCAGCCAGGGCUGUGGUGUUUGUCGUGGACAGUGCAGCUUUCCAGCGAGAGGUGAAGGACGUGGCCGAGUUUCUCUAUCAAGUCCUCAUCGACAGCAUGGGUCUGAAGAACACGCCGUCCUUCCUAAUAGCCUGCAACAAGCAAGAUAGCGCAAUGGCAAAGUCAGCGAAAUUAAUUCAGCAACGACUAGAGGAAGAGCUUAACACCUUACGAGUUACCCGCUCCGCCGCGCCCAGCUCACUGGACAGUCCCAGUUCCGUUCCUGCUCAGCUGGGAAAGAAAGGCAAGGAAUUUGAGUUCUCCCAGUUGCCCCUGAAAGUGGAGUUCCUUGAGUGUAGUGCCAAGGGUGGACGAGGAGAGGGUGGCUCUGCUGACAUCCAGGACUUGGAGAAGUGGCUGGCCAAGAUUGCGUGAGGGGCCGGGCGGCUCCAACACAAGCUGGGGAUGUGUGUGGCUGAGUCUCCAGUGGCUAAAGAAAGGGUACAGAACGUGCUCGACGUUUCCUUGUUCUUGGCACCAGCUUAGGCAGGUCAGUUUAGCGCUCCCUGUUCAGGGAGGCCCUUGUAUUUAACUCUUACCUUCCCUUCGUUAAGGUAUGUCACCUCCCUCUAGUGUGUGUGUGAUUUAGGGUCGAGGUCUCUGGGACAUGAUAAGAGAUCCCACAGAGGACAUUAUCAUGAGAACAUGGUUAUUGUUUAAAACAUUUCUCAUCUUCUGCUUCUCUGCUUUGGUCCCUUGUUCCUGGAACCAAGCCUGCUUAUUGAUGAAGCCAAUUGAUUUCCAGUUGUCCCUGGUGGUCAUGGGUAACACAUCCUCUAGUCCUUAGUAAAGUCUCAGGUGGGGGUACAGUUCCAGUGUUGACCUUGGGUAUACUCCCCCUCGCCUGUCAGUGCUGAACCCCCACGAGGGCCUCAUGUGCUCCAGGGGCGCCACUGGGAUGUGGGCUUGAGACGCCCCUGUGUCAGGGCGGGAGGCCGAGGGCUCCGAGGCUGCCUUACGCUACUUGAUCAGCUCCUGUUUCAUCCCCUGCUCUAGACUGCUGUGGAACAAACACAAACUGAAAAUAUUCUCUGUAUGUUUUCAUGUGCAUAUUCAUGCUUUUAAAAAAAAGUUGCCUUUUCAAACUGA